CGGACGGCGGGCCGGCGGAGGCGCCAUGCUGAGCCGGCUUCAGGAGCUGCGCAAGGAGGAGGAGACACUUCUCCGGUUGAAGGCGGCCCUGCACGACCAGCUGAACCGGCUCAAGGUCGAAGAACUAGCCCUCCAAUCAAUGAUUAGUUCUAGGAGAGGGGAUGAGAUACUAUCUUCUAAACCUGCACCUGAACAGUCACAUGAUAUGUUGGUGCAUGUAGACAAUGAAGCAUCAAUCAACCAGACUGCACUGGAGUUGAGCACAAGGAGCCAUGUGCCCGAAGAGGAGGAGGAGGAGGAGGAGGAAGAAUCAGAUUCCUGAAGCAGGGUGAGAUGCACGUCUGAACAGACAGGCGUGGGCAAGAGGCCCGGAAGCGACAUGGCACACCACUGGGCAGGGGACUCACUCUUCGCUGCUUCCCACGUCCUUAGACACCGGCUGCGUGGGUCGGUGUGCUGGGCUGGUUAAGGCCAAUGGUGGAGCAGAGCCAACCUGCAAAAUCCACUUCCUCCCCGUCCGAUCUCUUGAUAAAGGCAUGAACCUAUGUGCAAGGAAGCAGAGUAAGUGGUGGUCAAAAACCCAAAGGAAAGGUUGAGAGUCCUGGGUCUAGAGCUUCUCUUGGAAGGAGCUCCCAGAGCCUGUCCUGGGCCAGCAGCUGCCGCAAGAGCCUGCGCUGCUCGUCUCAUAGGCUGUGAGGCCACAGCCCCCAUGCACCACCCAGAGCCUGCGCUCCUCCCCUGGGGCCUGGGCACAGGAGCUCUGCCCUCCCCUCGGCCCUUACACUGCCCGGCGGAGACGGGGGGCCGCUGUUCGGGAUCCUACAGCCCCUGGGGCGGCGGGAGCACAGCGGCCGAGGCGGAGCAGGGAAUGGGCUCGGAGUACCUGGGCAGGUAGACUGAGGGAGGACAAAUGAAUAAACAGGACGUGUACAAAUUGGAAA
Messenger RNA from Callorhinus ursinus (northern fur seal), 941 nucleotides. It is a transcript of the gene SNAPC5, whose product is annotated as small nuclear RNA activating complex polypeptide 5. The record is from RefSeq and is a predicted model, not a curated record. Gene Ontology annotation, cellular component: nucleus. Lineage: Eukaryota; Metazoa; Chordata; Mammalia; Carnivora; Otariidae. Gene Ontology annotation, biological process: transcription initiation at RNA polymerase III promoter; transcription by RNA polymerase II.